Musa acuminata subsp. malaccensis (wild Malaysian banana) is the source of this 925-nucleotide messenger RNA. RefSeq names its product protein indeterminate-domain 16. Gene Ontology annotation, cellular component: nucleus. Gene Ontology annotation, biological process: gravitropism. The record is from RefSeq and is a predicted model, not a curated record. NCBI's taxonomy places the organism in Eukaryota, Viridiplantae, Streptophyta, Magnoliopsida, Zingiberales, Musaceae.
UUCACACGCAUCAAAUUGACAGAAUUGGUCGUACAUUAAAGCUAGGCAUACAUAUAUAUUAUUAGCCUGACGAUAAUCUUUAAGGUUCUGCAAGAGACUGACAGCAUGGGCAAGCUGGUAAAGUUGGCAUGUGGGAGAUCAUUAUAUAAGGAGGCUAGUCACUACACCAUACUCCGCCACAUCCUUUUGCUCUUGGGUUAUCUGUCUCUCUUUUGGUCCUAUGGAAGAGGAUGAUCAAAGAGAACUGCGGCUGCUACUCUCCUCCUCCACCCGACCUCCCUCUCAUGCACCAAAGUCCUCGGCUGGAACGGACACAUCUGACCAUCCGCUACUUGAUCUUAAUCUGUCAAUGAGUAUCAGCACACUGCAGCCAUCUGCGACUGAGGAAUCCCACGGCUAUGCGAGGAGUCUGCAACUAUUGAAGCAACAAACUGCAGAGCAGAUCCGACUUGCAGCUGUAGAGAAUGCUUAUGCUGAACAGAUAAGAGAGCUGACAAGGAGGGAGCUAGAGUUGGCUGAGCAAGAGUUUGCCCGUGCUCAGCUGGUCUGGGAGCGAGCCAGAGAAGAGGUGAAGAAGGCCGAGAGGAUGAAGGAGAUAGCCACCAGGAGGAUCAACUCUGCAUGUUUGGAGAUCACUUGCUACAGUUGCCACCAACGGUUCCGGCCGUAGCAGAACCAAUUCAACAUCACUCUUCAGCUGUAUAUGGAUCACAACAAUGAAGCGAUCAUUCCUCCCCCAUUCAACUCUUCCAAGAUGACAUCCCCAGUCAAAAGUCAUGUGCUAUCGCCGUUGCCGUACUGAUGAUGUCCUUAAAAAUUUUCUUUCCCCAUUGUUAAUAACAAGCUAAGCCACUUGAGCUAAAAUAAGGAAAUUGGUAUUGUCAUAAAGGAAAUGCUGUUCCAAUUGCAAAAUUGUUGACAUGCU